CUUCCUAUAAAACAAGUUUCACAUUAAGCUGAGCUGUAUGGAUGCAACAACAAACCAACCACUAGUUAGAGAAGCUGCUCUUAAAAUAUUUCGAGGCUCUACAACGUCCCGAUGUGCAGAUAUUGUUGUCAAGAGAAGGACUCCAACAAUUUCAAAGACAGCAGGAGUCAAAACAGCGUCCGAAACUUUCUACAAAUACAAUUUGUACGACAGCGAUGACGUGAUGAUAAGUUGCGGAACGACGACUCCGGAAAAACAAACAACAAAAGCAAAGAAGGAAACAGUAAAACCCGCUAAAGACAAGGACAACCCAGUAGUAAGAUGUCAGCAUCGCCACCAUCGGGACGCGAGCCAUAAGACGAGCUAUCAGAAGGAGAAAAGGCGGAAGUCACGCACAGAGAGGAAUAAGACUAGAGCUGGUCAGAAACAGCAACAGGUUGAUCCACAUGAACGGACAGAAUUUAGGAAGCAUAUCAAGCGCGCUAAGGAAAUUUCACUGCAUUCUCAAAUUGACAAUGGGGUGCAGCAAACUCAACAGACUUCCAUCAUAACUCAGGGCAGACUCACGAGGCCGAUUGGAAUUUACAACAAGGGCAAGAAAUCAGACAAAGUCUACCGAGCUCCACUUUUUGUCUCUGAUCGUGUCAAAGAAGCGGUCGAGAAUGACCUGAAGAAGAUCUUGAGCACUUCUGAUCGGACUCUACACAAUGCACCAAGCUUUGACGACUCUCUGGUUGGAAGCACUGGCCCAAUCACACCAGUGGUCAGUACGGAGAUUAGAGCAAGUCAGUUACCGUCUGUUGGAUCAUUGCCGAGAUCACACAGUAAGGCGGAUGGUUGUCGACAAAAGGCAAGCACGAAUGAGGAGUUUCCAAAGGAUCUACCUCUGAAGGAGAUCAGCCAUGACCUGAUGGAUUGUCUUCGUUCAGACAUAAAGAUGGCUUUUCCAGGGCGAGGUUAUUUCAAAGAACUGCAGGAGGACUUAUUGAAAAUGCUAAAGAGAAACAGUAUUUGUCACUCUGUCAGCUCGGGAGGAGACACUAGUUCCACCCUAUCUAGAGUAGAUGCGAUUCUAACUGCAAAGGAAGAAGAGAAAAAUCAACCAGCUUCAUCAGAUUCCUUGACUCAUCCCCACGAAGCGCCAUCGACCUACAUCCCAGGCCACUCUGCUGAAGCUGAACCUGUCCAUGGGGCCGCAGUGUACUCCUUGUCCCAGGAGAGCACAGGAUUGGACCUGAGGCAAUACCAGCCUUACAAGAAUAUACACAUGGUGCCAACUACUACACACGCAGCCUAUACAGCAGAUUGUCACAAGAGGGCAGUAGACAGCAUCACCGAUACCCUGCCAUUCCUUAGGAAGGCUGAGGAGAGUGGGCAAACUAGGGAGUCAAUGACAUCAAGGGAUCAACUAGUAGAGUCCGGUAAUGUUUGGCAGGCCUUAAAAAGCAACAGGCCAUCCGAGUCGACCUACACGUGGGGCGUCACCAAGGACGGGACGGUUGGGGCUAUCGAAAAAAUACCCACCGUGUUGAGAGAUAUGCAAGAGAUCAGUCAGCAAGAUUGGCGGGCUCGUUCUUACGAAAGACUGACCGAGUCUACUAGCGGUUGGCACCAUGCUUUGAGAGAAGCAGGGAUGAGAGAGAGACUAGCUGAGCAAUCCAACAGAUGUCCUGAUUGGCACACUGAGCAACCUAACCGGCAUCCUGAUUGGAGGGCUGGUUACCAUGACAUCUAUCAACAACAGGAUCCUAGGGAUAUCUUGGAUGUUGUCAACAGCUCCCAUCAGCAACACCCGCCUCACUAUCGACAAGACCACUCCUACUUCCUUGAAGCCCACUCUCAGGAGCAAACCAACAGAGUUGCCUACAUCCCAUACCAUGCAGAGAUACCCACCAGACACCAUCUUCAGGACGAGCAAUUGUGGCUUCUUGAAGAGCAGAAAGUUGCAAGGGGUGAUUGCUACGAUGACUGUUUUGAUCUUCACAAUUUCCAGACGUCAGAGAGUGAUUGCUAUUCUCGGAAAGGUAGAGAUUGUGAUCCUGCGUAUUCCAUUCGACAUAAGUCCUACGUGUCACCGCUGCAGAAGCCGAGAUUGGAGUCCCCAAGCCCACCUAAGCACUACCCACAACGAAUGUACUGAACAUAAAAAACCAUGUUCCUUGGGGGCUUGUGAAACCUGGAAAUUCUUACAGGCGACAGGAAGGCAACCAACUAGCUAGGCCUGUAUGCUUUGUUUUUGGAAAGGGCAAGGGCACCAAGGCAUUUUCUCCAUGGUAAAGAGCACC
Messenger RNA from Asterias rubens (European starfish), 2285 nucleotides. RefSeq lists its product as uncharacterized. The transcript has 15 exons. The coding region runs from base 38 to 2140 and encodes 700 amino acids. NCBI's taxonomy places the organism in Eukaryota, Metazoa, Echinodermata, Asteroidea, Forcipulatida, Asteriidae. The record is from RefSeq and is a predicted model, not a curated record.